This is a messenger RNA of Paramecium pentaurelia, 848 nucleotides long. Lineage: Eukaryota; Ciliophora; Oligohymenophorea; Peniculida; Parameciidae. The record is from the annotation of a GenBank genome assembly.
AUGUAGUAAUAUUAACUAAUCAAUACUCGGGAAUUUCCUAAAGGUAAAUUGUUAUCUAAAGAAUGGCAUAUACGCAUUAAUAAUGGUUUAACUUAUGUAUUUGCUGUUGAUCAUGAUUAGGAUUUCAAAAAAGGUUCUGUAAAAUUAAAUAAUUGCAUACUUGAAACUAAAAUUAAGUAUAACCAAAUUUAUUACAAAGUCGUAAUCUCAAGUUCCCCAUCAAAAUUGAAAACUUACAAUUUGAGAUAGUAAUUGUAUAAGAUUAAUGUUUUCUGCUUAUGAAUGGAAGAAAUGUAGAAGUAUUUGAAAAUCCUUAAUUGGAUUCAUAAAUGAUGUUCUAAAGUCAAAAUUAAUAAUAAAAUCCAUAUUCUGAGAAUCAAAUUUAAGAAAUGCUUGUGGUAUGUGAUAGUAUCAUUUCAGCUUUGUUUGAUAUGGAUUUUAAUACUAAAUAACAUCAUAUCACAGAAUAAUUAUUAAGUUUGGAAACAUUUCUAAAUUAUACGUAAAGGUAAGAUCUAAGAACUCAAAUUUAAGAUAAAAUUCUCUAGUUUAAUUUAAUUCAAUAAUAAAUGGUAGAGUAAAUAAAUUAUGAAUAAAAUAACUAAUAAAUAAAAAAUAACGAAGAAGUUAAACAAUAAAAAAAAGAAGAAGUAAAGCCAUAAAAACCAAAAAGUGAAAUAUAAUAAGACACUUGUUGUAUUAUUUGCAUGGAUAAAGAUAUAACUCAUGCAUUAAUACCAUGUGGACAUUAAAAGUAUUGUGAAGAGUGUGCUCUUAUGUCUAUUAAUUUAAAGAAAUGCAGUUUUUGUCAAUAACCUAUAACAAGUAGUAUUAGAAUUUUUCGUUGA